This is a messenger RNA of Huiozyma naganishii CBS 8797, 1068 nucleotides long. It is a transcript of the gene ERD1, whose product is annotated as Erd1p. Lineage: Eukaryota; Fungi; Ascomycota; Saccharomycetes; Saccharomycetales; Saccharomycetaceae. Gene Ontology annotation, cellular component: cytoplasm; membrane. The coding region runs from base 1 to 1068 and encodes 355 amino acids. The transcript has a single exon. The record is from RefSeq and is a predicted model, not a curated record.
AUGUUAACGUGGAAGAAGGAACACUAUAUGGCAACCACAAUUGAUGUACUAGCUUGUCCUUCCCCCGAAAGGGUCAACAUUUUGUUGAUUUUUGCUGUUUGGUUCUGGUAUGCCAUUCUGAGAACUCUUCGCAUAUACAAGGUGGACGUCACUACGAUCGUCCAAGUCAAACCCUCAUACGAUAUGAAGCAAUUGCCUGCACAUACUCAGUUGGAGAGAAACGCAAAACAGUUUGCUAUUUCUUUGUCAAAAUGGGCCAUUCCUUUUCAUGUUUUCAUUUUAUUGGUAUUCGCUCUAUGGAAUACUGACGAUAAAUUAGGAUGGGCAGGUCAUAUAAUUAUACACACGUUACCAUUGUUUCUUUUGGUACUGAUUAUUGCCUCCAUCGUAAGGAAUUGUGAGAUAAUAAGAUACGCUGUGAAAAGAUUACCCCUGAUUGAGCCGGUACCGAAUCAAAUGCGGAACGUUUACAUUUUAUUAUCAGAUUCCUUAACAUCGUUCAAUAGACCCCUGAUUGAUUUUACGUUUUUCACGUCACUAUUAUUCAGUGAACCGCUCACCCAUUUUGAUUUAUUUCUGUCCUCCAUACCGUCCCUUAUCAGAAUAUUCCAAUGUCUAAGAGAAUACAAGUUGGUUGGAGCCCGGUCUCAUUUGGGCAAUGCGUUCAAAUAUUCGUGUAACUUACCCAUAUUGGUUUGUACAUGGUAUUCUAGGGCAAACCCUGAUAUUGUUUUUGCAAAACAGUUUCAAAUGAUACAAAUAUUUUGUCUUCUAUUGAACUCUACCUAUUCCUUUUUUUGGGAUAUCAAAAUGGAUUGGAGUUUGUCUAGCUUUGUGAGAUUACGUCCCAAAAGAAUAGUGUUUGAAAGGUACAUUUAUCAUGUGGCGAUUGCUGUCAAUUUCGUAAUCAGGUACUGGUGGAUCUGGAUUCUUUUCCAAAAAGGUGCAAAAAACUCUGUGCUCUUCGACGAAGAGUUGCAAUAUUUGGAGGUAUUUAGAAGAGCUCAGUGGGUGGUAUUCAAACUCGAAUCAGAAUACGUAAACUCUCCACAAUGGGAUAAAGCGUGA